AUGAUACAUCGAUCUUCAUUGCUGAACCCAAAGAAUUUUCGAGAAAUUUGCAAAAAAUCUCGAUUUUCUUCACAUAAAACGGCCGAUCGAGGGGAUUUCGGCCGCCUCGAAGACAAAGAUUUGUCAGCUUUUGAAAGGAUAUGUGGCUCAAAUAAUGUGCUAAAAGAUGAUUUGGACCCGUACAACAUCGAUUUUGUGAAGUGGUAUAAAGGUUAUUUUUUUUUUAUUUUUAUUUUUUAGUAUUUUUUUAUAAUUAAUUUUGAAUAUUUUAGGUAAAUCCAGUUGUGUGUUGACCCCCGAAUCCAGUGAGCAGAUCUCGGCACUACUCCGGCAUUGCCACGACCGAAAAUUGGCUAUUUGCCCUCAGGCGGGGAACACUGGUUUGGUCGGAGGGAGUGUCCCAGUGCAUGAUGAAGUGAUAAUUUCAAUCAAAAAGCUGAGAACCCACUAUAAUUUGGACCAGAAUUCAGGUAGGCCAAUUUUCAAACCCACCCACUUUUAGUAUAGUGGUUGUGAUUUGAAAUCCCACUCGAAAAGUCGCAGGUUCGAAUCUCACUUGGAUUUUUUGUUCAAAAAAUUGUUUGAAAUCGUCUUUUUAGGGAUCCUUGAAUGCGACGCCGGUUUUGUUCUUCAAGAAUUGGACGAGAAACUGGCCCAGGAUGGAUUUAUGAUGCCAAUUGAUUUGGGUGCGAAGGGAAGUUGUCUUAUUGGCGGAAACAUCGCGACAAACGCCGGAGGUGUUCGACUGGUCCGUUAUGGAAGUUUGAAUGCAAAUGUGCUUUCAUUACAAGUGGUAAGGGAUGAGUUUUGGGUGUUUGGGUUGUCAUCAUGACAAGUUUUUUUUAAUUUUUUUAUCGCUAUGAUGAUUUUUUUGGAUUACAAAUGCGAUUAAAAAGUCCAUCAAACCUAAAAAACAGUAUCUUUAGUGUUUUCCUGCUUUAUAAUUAAAAAAUUUUUUUUUUAUUUUUGUGGAAUUUUGCAAUUUUUUGUUCAAAUUUUGAUUAAAUUUUUAUUCCAGGCCAUCCCCGACGCCCAAGGCACUCUCCUUCAACUCGGCGCACCCCUCCGAAAAGACAACUCCGACCUCAAGCUGCAACAACUCUUCAUCGGCUCGGAAGGACAGCUCGGCCUGAUCACGAGAUGCGCAAUCCUCGUCCCGCCGAAGCCGAAAAGCGUUCAGCUUGCGUUCUUGGGCACAAAAUCCUUUGCCGAUUGUUGUGCAGUUCUGCGAGCGUGCAAGAAAAUGUUGGGCGAGAUUUUGUCCAGCUUCGAAUUGAUGGAUUCGGAAUCGAUGAGAUGUGUUCAAGAGAACGUGGCUUUGGAGUCGGUUUUGGAUUCGAAGCCGGCAUUCAAUUUGCUGAUUGAGACGUCAGGUAGGGGUCUGAAAUUUUUGGAUGACGGGUUUUUGGAAAUUAUGUCAUAAUGACAUAUUUUUGGAAAUUUUGUCAUAAUGACAUAUUUUUUGGAAAUCCUGUGAUGAUGACAUGUUUUUUUUGGAAAUUUUGUCAUCAUGACGUUUUUUUUUGGAAAUUCUGUCAUCAUGACAUAUUUUUUGGAAAUUGAGAAAAAAAUUUUGAAAUAAAAAAUCCUUUUUAGGCUCCAACCCCGACCAUGACGCGGAGAAGAUGGAAAAUUUGCUUUCACAUUGCAUGGACACGGGCUUGGCCACGGACGGAGUGAUGGCCCAGUCCGGAAAAGACUCGGAACUUUUUUGGAAAAUCCGCGAAAACGCUUCGCUGGCUCUGAACUUGGAUGGGUAUGUGUAUAAACACGACGUGUCAUUACCUCUGGCGCACUUCUACGAACUCAGUGAAGUGAUCCGAGACCGAUUGAAGGGAAGCAAAGCCAAAAGAGUUGUGACUUUUGGGCAUUUGGGCGAUGGAAAUUCCCAUUUGAAUGUAACGGCGGAGCAAUUCGAUCAAGAAGUUUAUGAUAGGUGAGUCGCGAAACUGACUCGAAAUUGCAAAAAUGUUUUUUUUUUUUUUUUUUUUUGAAAAUUGUAUCUCGACUGUUUUAAAUAUACUUGAAUUUUAGACUGUACCCAUUCAUUUACGACUGGACUGCCUCUCAUAACGGCUCGAUUUCGGCGGAACACGGAAUCGGCCGCUUGAAACGAACGCAUCAUCACAAAUUGGUCGACAAAACGAAACAAGCCAUCAAUUCGGAGAUCAAAAAGGCUUUUGAUCCGAAAGGAAUUUUGUCCCCAUACAAAAUGAUUGAUUAG
Messenger RNA from Bursaphelenchus xylophilus (pine wood nematode), 2224 nucleotides. Lineage: Eukaryota; Metazoa; Nematoda; Chromadorea; Rhabditida; Aphelenchoididae. The record is from the annotation of a GenBank genome assembly.